AUUAAAGUCCUUGCUCACAAUACAGUUCAAAGACGCAUUUUGGAACCUUACCACAACUGUAUAAGCAAGGGUAUUCCCGCCUGAUUUCUUUUUUUAAUUUAGACAACAACCGACAGCGUCUGACGGAUACCGCUAAAAUCUAACACCCGCUCUUCGCUUUGCCAUCGCUUGCUUGUUCUGCAUGUGAGAAGUUAAUAAUAUCGGUGAAGAAAAUCGUACAGCAAACGCUGCAGUUUUCACUUCUGCAUUAUGCGACUCCAGUUCCUCGGCCUCCGUCCCAGACGCUGGGGGGCCCAGCUGCCGUUAUCAGCCGCGGUCCAGGAAGUCUCAUGGUCGUCUGUUACGCCUUUCGUCUUUUUUUAAUGUACUCUCUGGUAACAAACUUAACAUACUGGAUGCAGGCGCACGUCCUCCGUUGGCACAGAAGACCUUGAGAGUCAUCGAGGUAAUGUGAGAGGUUAUUUCACCGGUUGGUGUGGACUCGGGUGGUGUUGAAACCUCAUUUCCCCCGCAGUUUCAUGUCUUGCUUCGUGGGACGCUGAUGUGUGUGUAUACCGAGCUGAAUUUACAAUCCCCUCUUGAAAGUUAUCUUGGUGGAACAUGGACUGUGGUCCGUGAAGCAAUUGCAUCUUUGGACAUUUUUACAGAACGUAAAAACAUGGCUUACUGUGAUUUGUUUUCCAUUUUCGUUUCAUUCAUUUUCUUCCCCUUCUAUUUUCCAGUCUUUCACUAACAUGGAUCACUUCACCCUCGCCCCGAGGAACGUCUGAAAAAAACAGUAAAAACUUUUAAUGGGAUAUUCACUCCAUCCUCCAUGCUGCUCCUUCUACACAAUCCUUGGUUCUCUCAACACCAGUUGACACACAAAAUGAUGGACAAGCAAGCACAAUGAAUCUCCAAAAAUCCCUAUCAGCUGAUAGACCGCGGAAACUUGCAGCCAGGUCUAAGAGCAUGGUGAUGGGGGAGAUGUCCCGCAGUUCCAGCCGCCCGUCCUCCCCGGGCCUCCAGGAGAGGGCGCUCAAGGCGGGCUGGCUGAAGAAGCAGAGGAGCAUCAUGAAGAACUGGCAGCUGCGCUGGUUCGUGCUGCGCACCGACCAGCUCUACUUCUACAAGGACGAGGAGGAGACCAAGCCGCAGGGCUGCAUCCCGCUUCACGGCAGUCAGGUGAACGAGCUCUCGGCCAAUCCAGAUGAGCCUGGGCGUCACCUGUUCGAGAUCGUCCCAGGAAGUGCAGGUGAGAAGGACAGGGCUACCAUCAGUCAUGAGGCCUACCUGCUCAUGGCCAACUCCCAGAACGACAUGGAGGACUGGGUCAAGGCCAUUCGGCGGGUCAUCUGGGCACCCCUUGGAGGAGGGAUAUUUGGUCAGAGGUUAGAGGACACGGUUCAGUAUGAGAAGAAGUUUGGCCAAAGGCUAGCGCCUUUGCUGGUGGAGCAGUGUGUGGACUUCAUACGGGAACAGGGUCUGGAUGAGGAGGGCCUCUUCCGGAUGCCCGGGCAGGCCAACCUCGUCAAGGAGCUCCAAGAUGCGUUUGACUGUGGGGACAAGCCGAUGUUUAACAGUAACACAGAUGUCCACACGGUGGCGUCGCUCCUGAAGCUGUACCUCAGGGAGCUGCCUGAGCCCGUCAUCCCCUUUGCCAAGUACCAGGAUUUUCUCACCUGCGCUCAGCUGCUGGCCAAGGAUGAGGAGGUGGGAAUCCAGGAGCUGGGGAAGCAGGUGAAGACCCUUCCCCAGGCCAACUACAACCUCCUCAAGUACAUCUGCAAGUUCCUGGAUGAAGUGCAGUCCCACUCAAACGAGAACAAAAUGAGUGUCCAGAAUUUAGCGACAGUGUUCGGACCAAAUAUCCUUAGGCCUAAAAUGGAGGAUCCUGUGACUAUGAUGGAAGGAACCUCCCAGGUGCAGCACCUGAUGACGGUGCUGAUCAGCGAGCACGAGCGUCUGUACGCGGGCGGUGAGGCCGACCCCCCCGCGGCCCCACGGGAGGCCCGCCCCCAGCGGAGCAUGGUGGAGUGGAUCUCCGAGGAGGACCUGCAGGGGCGGCCGUCCGCGGGCGGAGGCCUCAGGCCCGGCGAGGACACCAGCGGCAGCGCCACCUCGCUGGACGUCCACGUCAGCACGCCCACCCCGCCGCUGCCGCAGCCGAAGGGGGAGGCGGCCCUCAGUCCCAGCAGGCAGCUGCGCUCCCUCCCGGCCUGGAAGUGCACCUUCAAGGGCGCGGGGGCGCGGGCGGCGCCGGCCCGGCUGGGCGGCUCGUCGGUGGACGUCUCCAGCCUGCCCAGCGGGAACUGGCUGAUGAACGGGCUGUCGUCGCUGCGGAGCCACCGCCGCACCUCGUCCGGGGACCGCGUGCGGGACGUGGCGGGCGGCUCUCCCCAGCGCCUCUCCACCUACGACAACGUGACGGCGUCCAGCCUGAGCGUGCCCAGUGCUGCCAGCACGCCCUGGGCCACCUCGUCCUGCGAGAUCUCCGUGCCGGACUCCGCCAGCGAGUCCUCGGGGCCCAGCCUCGGGAGGGGCGGGGAGUGGCCCGACGGGGGGGCGCGGGCGCCGCCGGAGAGCAGCGGCGAGACUCCGGAGAUCUGCAUCAGCAGCGCCGGGUGCAGCGAGAACGGCACGGCGCCCCCUGUGCCACCGGAGGUUGCCGACGCCUGCCCAAAAUCGCUCACCAACGUGGUGACGGAGCUCCGGGAUGAGCUAAAGAAACAGAAGACGGCCUACGAAAUCAAGAUCAGAAAGCUGGAGGAGGCGAGCGCGGUGCUGGAGGAGGACCUCGACCAGGCGAGGAAGAGGCACCGCAUGCUGGAGAUCAAGCUCCGCAACUCAGAGCGCGCCCGUGAGGACGCGGAGAGGAGGAACCUCCUCCUGCAGAAGGAGAUGGAGGAGUUCUUCUCCACGCUGGGAGACCUGACUCUGGGAACAAGGACGAGCAACAUAUGACACCUGGGGCAAGGGCUUCCACCCCUCCGAAAGAAGGUUCUCGCGGACUGUGUUUUUAAAGCCUCUUUACUCGUGUAUCACGAGCGUAUUGGGGCGACUCCGUGCCGCUUCACCCCGGCACCAAGGUCUCUGGUCUCUACCUGCUGUUGUGUAUCAGGACCAUGUCACCACACAGGCAUCAUGUACGCGCUGGGGGCACACCAAACCAAAGCAUGACAUUACUGUUAAACCCACUUGCGGCAGAGUAUCAAAGUUGGCACCUGGAGCUGGCAUUGAGUGUCUUCAUCUCAAAAAACCAACAAAGCAACAGCAAUUUUACCCUUACCGUGCCUUUAGGGUCAUUGCAUGGGGCAGAGAAAAUAUUUGCUUGACCAGAAUAAGGGUUAUGAUCAAUUUUGGCACCUAAUUGCGUGUACAUGCAUCUACAACCUUCUGAAUGUUUUUUCCCCCCCGGAAGCUUGUUUAUUUCUGGGCCAGUAUAUGACCCGACGAGCCAAAGCAGCCAAAUUAGGACGACUCUGAAACUACAUGGACUGGGUUUUCAAAUCUAACAGCCUACACUUCCUCAGUCUAACCCUACACCUUGCUUUAACCCAAGCCCACUGUCAUGAAAUGUAUGCCAACAACCAACAGUAACUCUGUGGUAGCUGUUGGCUCGAAGUCUGCUUCUCCAUGGGUUUUGUCUUUCCUUAUCCUCCUCACGUAAGAAGUACUUGGAAACACUUCUUGCAUUCACCUGUGAGGUUUUCGGCAAGUGGCUCCAUCUUGUCAAAACAGGUGAAACACUGGUGAGAAAAUAACAGGGUUCUAUAAGAUGCCGCCCUUUUCACUUUGGUGAAAUUGCCAUUAUGGACGACCGAACCUUUAUCAGGUUUUCCCCAUGAAGGCUCUGUACCGUGAUAUUGUACAAUCUAAAUGGUCUGAUGUAACUCUGUGUGUUAUAUUGUACGAGUUAACACAUUUCUCAGGUGGUGCUUUUCAGAGGCUAAGUUGGUGUUCUGAGAGCAUCUGUAUUUGUAACUGAUCUCAGUCGUCGUUUGAAGGAAAAAGGUUAAGCGUUAAUCGUGACAUGCUUGAAUAAUGAAGUGGUUUAGUCAUACGUUUUUAUAGCCCUAUCAAACAGCAUCAGUUUAUUAAAUGUUGGAAAUGUCUUUGU
This is a messenger RNA of Megalops cyprinoides (Indo-Pacific tarpon), 4099 nucleotides long. RefSeq names its product Rho GTPase activating protein 22 (gene arhgap22a). Gene Ontology annotation, cellular component: focal adhesion. The coding region runs from base 889 to 2943 and encodes 684 amino acids. NCBI's taxonomy places the organism in Eukaryota, Metazoa, Chordata, Actinopteri, Elopiformes, Megalopidae. Gene Ontology annotation, biological process: signal transduction; activation of GTPase activity. The transcript has 10 exons. The record is from RefSeq and is a predicted model, not a curated record. Gene Ontology annotation, molecular function: GTPase activator activity.